AUGGCCGAGCUUCAAACAGCCCCCCCAAAGGAGGCCGAGACUACGUUGGAUGAAGUCGAAUCCGUCCACGGCCAUCCGGUAAUUCGCAAUGGCGAGGAUGUUUCGAAAUAUAUCGUCUCUCUCCAAGACGACGGCGAUCCAUCACUGACCUUCCGUGGGAUAGUGUUGGGCACCUUGUUCACAGCCUUCUCGAGCGUGAUCACCAUGCUGUAUACCUUCAAGCCCUAUGAGGAGACUGUCUCAGCCGUGUUUUUGCAAUUGUUGAUUUACAUCUUUGGCGAGGCCUGGGCACUGGCAACUCCCCGCCCUGACCGGUUCUCCUCCUUGUGGAUGCAAAAGAUACUCCGGUUUGUCAACUCUGGUCAACCGUUCGGCCUCAAGGAACACGUUGUGGCCUCACUGAUCGCCUCAUCCGGCAACAAUGGCCUCUCCGGCGUAGAGAUCUACGCCGUGGAGCGGUUGUUCUAUAACCGGGCCGUAUCUGCCACGACGGCGGUCCUGGGUACCUUUUCCAUCUCGCUGUGCGGCUUCAUUCUGGCCGGGCUCCUGCGGCCGCUGAUCGUGUACCCCGCCGAGAUGGUCUACUGGACGACGUUACCGCAGGUCGUGCUGUUCCAAAAGCUGCACGUCAACAAGAACUCAGCAGAGAACAAAGACCGGCUGCGCAAGUUCGGCUGGGCGUUGGGACUGUCGGCCCUGUGGGAGUUCUUCCCCUCAUACAUUGUGCCCUGGUUCGGGGGCAUCUCCGUCUUCUGCCUGGCGUCGAUGAAGGCGCCCUUGCAUCUCCGGAGGGUGUUUACCACGCUCUUUGGGGGGGUCUCAUCCAACGAGGGGAUGGGUAUCUUCAAUUUCAGCCUGGACUGGCAGUACAUCCAAAGCACGUAUCUAUCGCUGCCGAUCAAACAGCAGCUGAACAGUUGGAUAGGGUACGCCAUUUGGUAUGUUGCCAUGCCGACGCUGUAUUACCGCAACGCCUGGAACGCCCGAGCCCUCCCAUUCAUGUCCACCUCGCUCUUCCUCAGCAACGGCACGCAGUUUGAGGCCACGGCGGUGCUCAACGCCGGCGGAACCGUCGACUACACCCUGCUCGAUGGUCUGGGGACCCCCUUGAUGACGUCCAGCACGGUCUGGGGCUACAUCGCCAUGAACCUGGCCAUCGGCGCGCUCAUCUCCCACGUCCUCAUCUUCUACGGGAAAGACAUGUGGACCGCCUGGAAACAGGCCCGGGCCCGCUCGCAGCCCGACCCUCACUACCAGGCGAUGCUGCGGUACAAGGAAGUGCCCAUGUGGUGGUACUGGGCUCUGUUCGGGCUGGCCUUUGUCGCAGGGCUCAUCGUCAACAUCAAGGGCCAGACCACCCUCCCGGUCUGGGGGUAUAUCGUUGCGUUGCUGCUGGGGGCGUUUCUCGCCCCCUUCUCGUGCGUGCUGUACGGCCUCUACGGGACGGGCGUCAGCACCAACCAGCUCUCCAAGAUGGUCGCGGGGGCCCUCCAUCCCGGGCGUCCGCUGGCCAACCUCUACUUUGCCAGUUGGUCGCACCAGGUCAUCCUGCUGGCUGUCAACCUCGCCAACUGGCUCAAGGUCGGCCAGUACACCAAAGUGCCGCACCGGGUCAUGUUCGCCACGCAGAUCUACGGCACUCUGCUGGGCGCUGCGUUGAACUAUGUCGUGAUGACCGUGAUUGUCAGUCACAAGCGCGACAUUCUUCUCAGCGCCACGGGAAACGCCGUCUGGAGCGGCUCGACCAUGCAGAGUCUGAACGCCCAAGCCAUUACCUGGGCACUCGCACGACAGGUGUAUGGGUUUGCAGGCCGCUACUGGAUCGUGCCCCUUUCGUUGGUGAUUGGAUUGGCGUUGCCUGUCUGUCACUGGGCGUUGAUCAAGCUCGUCCCCAGAGUCGGGGACUGGCAUCUCAAUACAGCCAUCAUCACCGGCUACGCCGGGAUGGUCUACUACGGGAACACUUCAUGGGUGCCCUCUUCGAUUGUGGUGGGUGUGUUCUCGCAGCUCUGGCUUCGGCGGAGGCUGCCACGGAUCUAUAAUCAGUAUAACUAUCUUAUUGGGGCGGCAAUGGACGGUGGAUCGCAGAUUGUGAUUUUCAUUCUCUCCUUUGCCGUCUUUGGCGCCAGUGGAAGGGAGCGUGCGUUUCCCACUUGGUGGGGGAAUCCGACAGGGUAUGCAGAUCAUUGUGUGAGUACUUGA
This is a messenger RNA of Penicilliopsis zonata CBS 506.65, 2202 nucleotides long. RefSeq lists its product as hypothetical. The coding region runs from base 1 to 2202 and encodes 733 amino acids. Gene Ontology annotation, molecular function: oligopeptide transmembrane transporter activity. The record is from RefSeq and is a predicted model, not a curated record. The transcript has 3 exons. Gene Ontology annotation, biological process: transmembrane transport. NCBI's taxonomy places the organism in Eukaryota, Fungi, Ascomycota, Eurotiomycetes, Eurotiales, Aspergillaceae.